Messenger RNA from Boleophthalmus pectinirostris (great blue-spotted mudskipper), 3273 nucleotides. Its product is annotated as protein zyg-11 homolog. Lineage: Eukaryota; Metazoa; Chordata; Actinopteri; Gobiiformes; Gobiidae. The coding region runs from base 544 to 2883 and encodes 779 amino acids. The transcript has 14 exons. The record is from RefSeq and is a predicted model, not a curated record. Gene Ontology annotation, cellular component: Cul2-RING ubiquitin ligase complex.
CUCCACUCUUCUGGGGUCACUCCAUUUUUAAUGUCAAAGUUAAAUUUAAAUAACAAUGUACAUAUUAGGACAUAGGGCUCAUAAAAAAUCUUUGUAUGACAAACCUAUUCCACACACUUCACUGGUGGAAACUCAAUCGCCUUUUGUUUAUGUCUAGACAGCAUUUUUAGCUUAUCAUAAAUGUCAUGUAAAAACACCCCAUUAACGAAAGUAUAAACCUGUUCAGGACAUGGCAAUUUCUGCAAUGGCAGAAACUUCCCUUGAGCUGUCUACUACUACAUGUACCAUAAGAACUGUUAAUAAAUCAGAUGGAGUUUAACUGAAAGGCCGAAAUCAUGUGGUUGUUUACAAAGAAAACACUACACUUCCUGUCAGUUGAUUAGCCACCUGACACUAACUGUGCUUUUGUGUAUAAAUGAGCUGGCCGCACGAACAUUUUCUCUAACACUGACCUCUUUUAGUAAACACAACUGCACUGUAUGGCUUCAUUGGUCCAAGAAUCUUCCAAACCCAGUGCCAUUUUGGUGGACAACCUACAACCUCAUGGACAUUACACUGACAAGGAGAGCUUUGACCAGUCGAUACUAUCCAGGUGUCUUUGUGGUGGAGGGCCUAGGGAGUCCACUACAUAAGAGCCAAGGAUGCCACCUCAACUUUACCUUAAACAAGUGCAAGGACAUGGAGGGGCCCCAGUCUCUGUGUGAGAUGUGUCUGACUCAGGUGUGCCUCCUUCUGGACUCUCUGUGCAUCAGACGCUCUGAUCACUCUUUCUGUCUCAACACAGCCACAGUCUUCCCACAAGAGAUGGCUGACCAGCUUCUGUAUAUGAUGAAUAAAAAAGGUAUACUUAAUGACUCAACACUUGGGAUUUUCCGGGACUGUAAACAAGUCCGCCUUCGUCGAGCCACUAUCCGCUCCUGCACAGUGUCUGCUGAAGCUUUCCGUCUGGCCCUCUGCCCCCACAGACUCCAAGAACUGGAUGCAUCCUGGGUCUGCGGAAGCCUCACCGGGGCUGAUGUCGUCUCUGGUCUGGCCUCUAACCCAGAGUGUAGAAAAAGCCUGCAGAGGUUGUCCCUGAAUGGACUGUGUUUGCAUUGGAGUGCUUUAAAGGAUGGUGAGGGGGGUGGUGUAGGGUUCAGCUCUCUGCGGAGUCUAAGGACACUUUGCCUUGCCAAUACAGACCUGGAUGAUGAAAUCCUUGAAGACAUAUGCACUCUACCUCAUCUGGAAAUAUUGGAUAUCUCUUGUUGUGCUGUGUCUACACUCACUCCCCUGCUUCAGUGCAAAAACACACUCAAAUCUUUGAUAGCACAUCGGCUCAGGCAGCUUGAUAUGUCUCCCUCUAGACUGCUUUCUGUCCUCACUCAGCUUCACAGUGUUAGACAUCUGGACUUUUCGGAUGACCAUUUAAGUGAGGACAGUGAUGGCAGCAAUGCGGAUGAGACAGUACGCCAACUUCUGGAGGGCAGUCCCCAGGUGCUUCCAUCGCUGGUGUCUCUAGACGUGUCUGGGCGAAGGAGAAUCACAGAAACAGCAGUGAGGGCAUUCAUAGAGGCCAGGAGUGGAGUGGUUUUCUUGGGGCUGAUGGCGACUGGCGUUAGUUCCUGCGAUGCCCUCGAGAAAUGCAAACAACUAAAGGUAACUGGAGAAGCAAAUGAGAGCCAGGUGUGUGAGGCUUUGAGAAGGUACAGAGACAGAGAGUGUUUCACUCGAGAGGCCCUAGUCCAUCUUUACAAUCUCACCACAGACAUCGACAAACCCCGGCCCGAUAUGCUUAAGCUGGUGUUAAGUGGGAUGCAGAGUCACCCCGCGUCCCUCCAUGUUCAGCUGGUGGCCACAGCCUGUGUGUUCAACCUUACCACUCAGAACCUGUGUGAGGCCAUGCCUGUGCCCCUGCUCUCCUCCACUGUCACCCAGCUGUUGUUAGCCAUGGAGAUGUUCCCUAGACAUACACAAGUCCAAAUGAACUGUCUUUUGGCUCUCUGCAGUGACUACAUGCUUCAGGAUGUACCAUUUGACAAGUAUUUUGCUGCCACCUUGGUGAUUACCUGGUUGAGCAGCCAUGAGGAUCCUACUCUUCAGAGAAUGGCUGUAGCUGUCAUCUCUGUCCUCAUAGCAAAGCUGUCUCCAGAAGAGACUGCACAGCUAAGCAAGGACGUCUCUAUAAUGAAGCAGCUGCUGGCUAUUGUCCAGCAGAAGGCUAUGGUAGGGGUGGUGGACUCUACUUUGAAGUUUGCCUUGAGCGCUCUGUGGAAUCUGACCGAUGAGAUGCCCAUCGCGGCCCGCAACUUCUUAGAAUGUCAGGGUCUGGAGCUGUAUGAGGAGGUUUUGGAGUCCUAUUGCACAGAACCAUCUGUUCAGCAGAAAGUUCUUGGCCUUUUGAAUAAUUUGGCUGAGUUGGAGGAGUUACAGUCUGAUCUAAUGGAUGAGGAUCUUCUGGAGCAUGUCCUCAGUCUCUUGCAGGACGUCCAGUUGGACGUGGAGGUGCGGUACUUUGCUGGUGGGGUUUUGGCUCAUCUUGCAUCCAGACCAAAAGCCUGGACUUUAGAUGAAGAUCUCCGCACCACUGUACUCACUCAAUUGCAUACAUCCAUAAUGACGUGGACUCAUCUGGAGCGAGAGAUGGUCUCCUAUCGGUCAUUCCAACCCUUUUACCCUCUGCUUCAGACCGGCCAGCCUCCAGGAGUGCAGCUGUGGGCAGUCUGGGCCAUACAUCUGGUCUGCAGUCAAAACAGCCCACAUUACUGCAGUAUGCUAGAGCUGGAAGGUGUGACAGAGCUUCUCAAAGCUUUGGUUGCUCAUCCAGACACCCAUCAUGACGUUAAAGAACUCUCAGACAGCAUUGUGUCUUUGGUAGAGAGACAUCAAACUCAAAACUCCUGACAAAUUUAAGAGAAACAUUAUGUGUAAGGGUGAGUGUAAAGUUAAAAGAUCAUAAAGAAAUAUUUUUUUAACUGGUCUAAUUGUUUGAACUCAUUAAAAGGUUGGUCACUAGAGGGUGCUGUAUCCAAAGGAAUAAUUAGGCGAUUUUUGUUCUUGAAAACCCUUUAGGCAUAUACAUUAUAUUACUUACGCAGACUAGACUGGAACUACACCUGCUGUACUUUCCCCUAUCUUAUUUUCUACUGGUGUCCCGCCUCAUAAGUCAAAUAGCUACAUAAUAGCUUGACAAUAAAACUGCCUGUAGACAUCUAAGUUGUUUUUAAUAAACUCAUUUUAAAAAUGUAUAAACAAGAUGUGUUCCUUUGAAUAAAAUAUGUCUUUUAAAUCCUC